AUGGAUGCGCCUACUCCUACUUAUACUUUUGCUAAUGGUGUCCCUACUGAUCCUCAAGUUCUGAAAGUCUAUAACGGUUUGAGUAGGGUCCAAAGAGCCAUGUACGAUACAGCCGACGACCAGGGGAAAACUAUUCUCUUGGCUGCAGUUGCGGAUGAAAAGAAAAAACCGCGACACUAUCUUAAUCUUGUUUAUGCUGUGAUCAAUUUACUUUCCGUCAUCGGUUUUAAUAUCUGGAGUCACUUUCAAAGACGAGGCGGUGAUCAAGAUUUUAUUAAAUGUUGGAAUAAUUAUAAGCCUGAACAAGAUAUGCGUUAUUUAUCAUUGUUCAAUAAUUACUGGGAUAGUGUUGGCGGUAGCGGGAGGCCUAAUUUGGACGUUGGCAAAUACCGCGAUUUCUUUUAUAGGAGUUGGGAUAUU
Ambispora leptoticha is the source of this 420-nucleotide messenger RNA. The record is from the annotation of a GenBank genome assembly. NCBI's taxonomy places the organism in Eukaryota, Fungi, Glomeromycota, Glomeromycetes, Archaeosporales, Ambisporaceae.